GACUGCGGGCUUGACGGGCGCGAGACGAGACGGCGGCGGGACUCACGACCCCCCGGGGACGUCGUCGCCGUUGCGGGCGACUCCGGCGGCAGCCUCGCUACGCGAGGCGAGAGCCCGACUCGGCGCGAGUCCGGCCGGAGUGCGAUAACGGGCCUCGAGAUCCUGCUUGCGAACCAGGGGAAUGUGAAACGACACCGAGUGUCGCCCGAGAUAACAGGACGACGUUAAAUCGAGUUGCGUGUUCACUGUGCCGCGGGGGAGGGCAGGGAAGCACCGAACCGAACGUUUGCCAUUGGAGAGAAUCCCCCCUCCAGUGCCCGCCAGCGUGUGAGCGAAACUCGCUAUCGGUGAACGAUUCAUUGGAAGAAAAUGUGUAAUGUCAGAGUGAUACAAUAUAGAGACAUAGGUGGCCACUACGGAGCGAUCGAUUACAACAGACUAUUGUGUAUCUCGCUUAGUUGAUGUACGGAACGUUGCCUUAGAAGUUUGUGUAGCGCUUUUAUUGCAUAUCCUUAGUCACGUCUCUGUUGGAAAUUAUCCGGUGUUCACAAAACCGCAAAAUUUAAUGAGGCUGCAGGUGCCUCAAAAGAGGGGAAACUUUCUUUUGAGAAGGUACAGCGUUCUACGAUUGACUGCAACGAACAAUGAACCAUUCGGGAAGCGGAAAACGCCAGGCGAAGGUUUUGGAAGAAAAUUAUUGGGACUGCAGUGUCUGCACUUAUAGGAAUACAGCGGAAGCAUUUAAGUGCCUCAUGUGUGACGUCCGCAAAGGAACCUCUACGCGGAAACCCCGCAUAAACCCUCAAUUGGUAGCUCAACAGGUUGCGCAGCAACAAUAUGUACCGCUUCUGAAACCAGGCAAGAAAGAAGGGAGUGGCGGUAGCACGACCAGCGGCGUCAAGGAGAAGGAGCGCAAACUGGAUAAGCUGAGGCGUAAAAACAGGCAUCCGCCGCGUCUGAAAAAUAUCGACCGUAGCACCGCGCAAUCCAACGAGGUAACGGUCAACAAUGUUACCGUCACUAUUACGGAGUAUAAGCCCAAGGUGAAGAAGGGCUCGGAUCAGUCGAGCAACGCGAGCUCCGAGGGCGGGAGCCAGCACGACUCGAACCAGGACUCGAGAAGCCUCGACGUAGGAACCGACGCCUAGUUUAAUGCUAAUGUUACAUAUGUGUGUAUGAAUUAUUCUAAUUAAUGUAUUGUAUGUAUGUCAACCUCUAUGGUCAACUGUACAUCCGUUAGACAAGCGUGACCACAUUGUUGACAGUCGUUCUUCUCUCGUUUGACUGCGCGCCGCAAGUGCGCAAGUUGUAUGACGAAAUCCGACGAGCUCGGGUAAUUUAUGACGUGUUAGCGGGGAUAUUAUUGACUGAACAUGACUCGUGUAUCAUCAUUCGAGGAAGGAAGAAUAGGAAUAUGUGUACAUUGUAUAUCACUGUUGUACUCGUUGCACAAAAUAUUCGGUAAUUUGCAUCGCUUCUCUACGCGUUCUUUGCGAGGAAAAGAAACAAUGUACUUAAAAAGACCGCUCACUUUACGGACGUCGUUCUUCUAUUCUGUAAUAUUUAUUAAAUUUUUUUAACAUGUCUAUCGACGUGACAUAUUCUGCGCUAGAUUUAAAAGGGGAAAGGAAGCAAACUGUAAAUAUCAGUGAAGCGCAAUUUUAUGAGCUAUUGUUGAUAAUUAUAUCUUCGAUUUUCAUUAAAUUUAUGAGACCACUGCCAGAAAGCGCGUCGUCAGGCGGUUAUUGUUUGGAAUUUGUUAGUAAGACUAGUAACAUACAACCGUAUAUGUAUAUCAUAUACAUAUAUAUAUAUAUAUAUCGAUUGCAUUAUUAACUUUCUCUUCAAUAAUUACCAACAUAACUGGCACUGGUACAUAUGUACAUCUUAUUCCGUUCUAAUUCGUUGAGAUGAAAAUUUUCUUGAAACAUUAAAAUACUUAAACGAUGAAAAAAGAUUCUACUGAUCUCUAUGAUUUACGAAUUUAUUCUGCACUUUUAAACUCAACUUUAAUUUAUAAUACGUCCAAAAACGUUUCAUCGCAAUUGUAUGUACAGAUCGAAUGUGAAUUUUCAGAUAUGUAAUAUACAUGUACUUCGCAUAUUUUAAUAUUCCAACAACGUUCUCUGGUAAAAAAAAAAGAUAAAAUUUCUUUUUCAGCAAACAAACGAGUUAAGACUGUAGAAUAAAAAGACGUAACACAUUUUUUGAAAAUGCAAAUAUGUAUACGCGUAAAAAAAAACUCGUUGAAGUUGA
Molecule: messenger RNA, 2256 nt
Organism: Vollenhovia emeryi
Lineage: Eukaryota; Metazoa; Arthropoda; Insecta; Hymenoptera; Formicidae
Gene: RYBP
Product: RING1 and YY1-binding protein
Exons: 3
Coding region: 645-1148 (167 amino acids)
Biological process (GO): positive regulation of DNA-templated transcription
Cellular component (GO): nucleus
Molecular function (GO): transcription coregulator activity; DNA binding
Source: RefSeq, a predicted model, not a curated record